CUAUGGCGUCGGAGGUGCCACGGAGGCGCUUCCUGGAACCGAAACACUCUUUCACUUUCGAAACGGAAACGACCCUACUUGGCGUCGAGCGGCAGCGAGGGCCAGACAUCGGCGAGGCGGAGCUCUCCGUGAUACACUUCAUCGUUUGGGCGAGGAAGUACUGGGGGAAAAGCUUCGACAAGUGGGUCGUUUCAUCGGUGGACACGGACCUAUGGAUGAUCAUUCUAUUGGCGAUGACCACUGGUUGGCUUCGGCCUCGUGGCGAGGGGGCGAUUGACGUGACUGUCCAGAAGGUCUUGGGUGGCGAGACCAAGUUCCUGUGGAUGAACAGAGUAUUCGCCAGCAUCUGCGAACUCCAGGACGGAAGCGAGUCCGCGUGGCCGCUAUUGACCUUCAGGGGCUGGAUUCCCACGGACAACGACAAGGUCCGUCUGUUCGUCCUAACGUUCCUGGAGUCGGGCUGUGACUACCUCCCGGCAAUUUCCGGGCUGCCGUUCGACAAGAUGUGGGUACUGGCCCUCAAGAGCGUGCAGACGGAGGUUUUGUUUGACAAGCCGCUGUUCUUCGACGAGCAGGAUGGCACGUGGGCCGUGCAUGUCGACGAAUGCGCGCAGCUUUUGGCGACCAUGUUCUUCUACAAGGAUGAAGCGGCGUUUGGCACUGCUCAUUUGACUCCAGCCCAGCUGGUCGAAAGCGUUGACGGCGACGUCGAGGGCUACGUGGACGUGAUCCGCUACGCCAUCCUCCAACUCCCCAGGAAGAAGACGACAGCCACCUGUCCAUUUUUUUUUCCCUGCGCAAGCAGGCAGAACGAGGAAUCGCAUGGAGCGGAACAGAACGACGUGGAGGCGGGGACCCCCGAGUCGCCUGCGAGCAAGGACGUUUCCGCCGGCGAAGCCGCGAAAUCUAAGAGCGCAGAGUUAGAAGACCCCGAGUCGGAUGAGAACGGCGACGGUUCGGUCGGUGAACUCGACGAUUUGAUCAAGUCGGAUUCGAGCGAAUCUGGCUCCAGCGAUGGGGAACCUGACGGGGUGGCGAGAAGAGCGUCGACACCAACUGGAGUGACGGAGACACAGAUGAUGGUGUUACGGAUCUCGUAAUCGACGCCCGGAACUGAGAUCUGGCUACUUCUUCAAGCAGGUACAUAAAACAUCGUUCCUCGGGAUUGGGAUUGGGGAUGUCGUGCCCGGCAUUAUUGCACGUCAGAUCUCCACGUCGUACCGAAAGAUCGUGUGGUCCGAUUUGUUCUAGCAUGUUUCAAUGACAUAUUUCGCGCGUCCUUGUUGGUGGUUGAACAGGCCCGCCCGUGCUUCACUUCCGUUGGAUGCAUCCGUCCACGAAAUACGACGACCCCGGGGUACGAGAUAUCAGACGGACGAAC
Molecule: messenger RNA, 1381 nt
Organism: Ectocarpus sp. CCAP 1310/34
Lineage: Eukaryota; Phaeophyceae; Ectocarpales; Ectocarpaceae
Source: the annotation of a GenBank genome assembly